UCGUACAACGAAGUCGCUUUCGACUUUACCAAGCUUUAUAGAAAAAACCACCGCCGACAGCAACUAAAUAAAAGUGUCGAAUCGAAAAUUGUGAGGUUAACUCGAUCACUCGAUUUAAAAAAGUGUUCAACAAACAAAUAUUUUACGUCAAAAACUGUUCGGUCAUUGCACAGAGAUGGUAAAAUUCUUUAGUCAUUAAGUAAUGAUUGAACGAGCCAAUUAUCAAGAGGGUUGAAAUUGAAAUUAAAAAAUCUUCUGACAGUUUUGAGAUGGUCAAUGCGGAUUGUUCCUUGGACAAAAUGGGAUCAUUGGUCAUGCAAAGUCAUGAGUUAAACGGCAGUGCAGAAGGGUCGCUGUAUCCUACUAUGACCGAAGUAGGGAGUAGAGUUUACAAAUUAAGCGUACAAAUAGAGAAAAUCAGGCCGAAGCCAUGUCCAAAAUCAAAGAAAUUACAAUAUCUUGGCGAAGUGAAGAAAGAAUAUCAAUGGAGCGGAAGUGCAGGAAUGCAGAAUAAAGAUGAGAAUUCUGGAUUGCGCAAGAGAGAAAAGUUGUGUUUGAUAUGCAACGAGUCGUUUCAAUCUGCUCAGUCUCUCUAUCUUCACAAAAAAAAGCACCACCGAUUUGUUUGUCCAAUUUGCGACGCUUACUGUUCGACUCGAGUGCUUUGUGACCGGCAUGAAAAAUUGCACGUCAGCGACGAUCCAGAGCUGCCACACAAGUGUCAUUUGUGUUCUCAGAAGUUCGAUACCAAAAGGAACGUCAGACUUCACACCAGAGUUAUGCACACGAGUUUAACUUCAAGUUCUGUCAAAUCAUCCAUGUCACCGAUGAAAAGUCCAUCGAACGUGUUGAAAUUGGCUCAAUCAAAACUAAUGACUCAACCGUUGGAAAAACUGAGCUCUGUAGACAUUAAAGAAAAAAUUUCACGACGCAGCGAAGGUAGGAACACGAAUAAUCACGACGCUGUGACUUAUUCUUGUCGCGUUUGUUCCCGUGAUUUUCCAAGCGUCGAAGCCGCCGAAUCUCACUCUCGCGAACAUCUCGAAGAACUUGAGAAAGAACACAAAUGUAAUAUUUGUAAGAAAACCUUCAAAAAUGAAAUGGUACUUAACACUCAUCUCGCCCAACAUUUGUCACGUGCACUGAGGUGCCCGGUUUGCCCAAAGGCUUUUAUCAAUCGAGCGACUCUUAGAAUACACAUGAAAAGUCACGGUUAAGACAAGGCUUGUAACUUCUCACGAUUUUGCAUUCUAUCCACUAAUCUUUUGUUACCGUUAUUUUUCACCUGGGCAACAUCACACUUUUUUGCCAAGUGUCUUUUCGUCAUCUCGCUGGUACGUUCCUGAUGUGAUCGUCCCUUCAAGUUUUGUGAGCCAUGCUGAAAUAUUGUUUUGCAAAGUUGCAUCGUCGAUCUACAAUGAAAUUCAUUCUUUAAAAUAAUUUGAAACCGCAAUUAUUUCACGUUCGUUUUGAAAUGAACUGUCAUUUUAAUGUACUCGCGAGAAAAUCUAUUCGUUUUUGCGAUUUUUCCAAAUAUUUCGCACCAAGAAAAAGUUUUACGAAACGUAUAUCAUUUUUUUGUUUUUACGUGGUGAUUAAAGUAUCACGAAUUAAUCAUUAUUUAACCACAAUCAUGUUUAUUGCUGUUUUUACUCAAUGUGAACGAUUGAGUUCAAAUUUAGGCUGAAUACUUUGCGUUUUCGCUCAUGAAUGUAUGCGCGACGGAUGAGGUCGUCACACUCUGAUCAAAUAAUACACGUAUUCCCCGUAAGCUCCCUGUAAUUUUAAUAGUGAAGACUAAUCGCAGCUUUUUGAGUUUGCUUCUUUUUUCCCCAGUUAUCAUUUACACUACGGAAUUCCAUUUAUAUUUAAAAUUUUAUAAAAAAAUCUUUGGCUACUCCUUAUCGUUGUCAUAAGCUGAUGGAAUUUUUGUAAAUGUGUUCCGAUUUUAUUUCACUAGGAUUACAUAGCAUAAGACACAUGAAUCAUUGAUUUCGUGAGAUGUUUUUUAGUGCCACUUGAACCAAUAAAAUUACUCUCUUGAUGUGAA
Messenger RNA from Venturia canescens, 2050 nucleotides. Its product is annotated as zinc finger protein 596-like. The coding region runs from base 270 to 1217 and encodes 315 amino acids. Gene Ontology annotation, cellular component: chromosome. The transcript has 3 exons. The record is from RefSeq and is a predicted model, not a curated record. NCBI's taxonomy places the organism in Eukaryota, Metazoa, Arthropoda, Insecta, Hymenoptera, Ichneumonidae. Gene Ontology annotation, molecular function: chromatin insulator sequence binding. Gene Ontology annotation, biological process: regulation of transcription by RNA polymerase II.